GUAGAUAAACGUUGCAUGAAAAAGCGCCUGUUGCCAUGCCGUUGCCUCAAAUUACGGAAAUCGAGCGAGUGUCCGUUCUCGGCGAAUUAUGAAUUGUGUCGCGCGGUUUUUAACGUGUAUACCCUGAGAUUCGCUCCUAGAGUCCCCGUUUAUAUUUAUUUAUUCGUCUAUAUCUGCCUUCUUAGCUCUGUUUUAUCGACAUGAAGUGUCACUACGAAGUUCUCGGUGUGUCCAGAAGCGCGACUCCUGAGGAACUGAAACUGUCCUACAGAAAGCUCGCGCUUCUCUGGCAUCCAGACAAAAACCCAGACAAUCUUCAAGAGGCGACCGAGCAGUUCAAGCUUAUCCAGCAGGCGUACGACGUUUUGAGUGAUCCCCAGGAACGGGCCUGGUACGACAAGCACCGCGACGCUAUACUCAAAGGAGGUCUUGGCAGUGACUACAAGGAUGACAGGCUGGACGUUUACUGCUACUUCAACUCCUCCUGUUUCAGUGGUUACGGGGAUGACGAGAAGGGUUUUUACGCAGUGUUUCGGGAUGUCUUUCAAAGAAUCGCUGCGGAAGACGAACCCUACCACGAUGACCCUGUGGUGGUGCCGGGUUUCGGGAACAGCACCAGCCCGUACGAUGAGGUUGUUGGUCCGUUUUACGGUUACUGGCAAAGCUAUUGCACGGCACGGACGUUUGCCUGGCUCGACCAGUACGACAUUCGGACGGCGCCGAACAGGCGAGUGGUACGGCUCAUGGAACGGGAGAACCGCAAGCUUCGAGAUGCUGCCCGGAGGCAGCGCAACGAGGAAGUCAGACAAUUGGUUCAGUUUGUCCGGAAGCGAGACCGGAGGGUUCAAAGAAGGAAGAAAGAGCUCGAGGAAAAGGCGGCUGAGAGUGCUCGGAAAUCGGAGGCCAAGCGAGUGCAGAGGAUUUUAGAACAAAAAAAAGCUAGGGAGAAUUACGAGGAGUCCGAGUGGUGUUCGAUGGCGCAGCUGGAAGUCCAGCUCAAGGACAUCGAGGCACAGGUGGACUCACAGUUUGGCGAGGAAAACAAUGCACAAACUAGUGGGGCCACGGAGCAACCAGCAGAGAAUGGAGUUGACUCUGCAACUGAUGACUCGGAGGAUGAAGACCCAGACGAACUGUACUGCGUGGCCUGUGACAAGUGCUUCAAAUCUGACAAAGCAUUUGCCAACCACGAGAAGUCUAAGAAGCACAAGGAAAACGUGCAGUUCCUCAAGGAGGCAAUGCAGGAGGAGGAGGCACAGUUUGCUGGCACAGCAGCUCAGUCUGAAGAAGUCAAAGGUCGAGAUGCCGAAAGUCAAGAUGCCACUGCCGAAGGUCAAGAUGCGGGAGACAGCGUGGAAACAAAGCCACCGAAAACAAAACAUAAAAAGAAAUCUCGAAAGUAAAAAUUUAU
Molecule: messenger RNA, 1411 nt
Organism: Rhipicephalus microplus (southern cattle tick)
Lineage: Eukaryota; Metazoa; Arthropoda; Arachnida; Ixodida; Ixodidae
Product: dnaJ homolog subfamily C member 21
Cellular component (GO): cytoplasm
Molecular function (GO): nucleic acid binding; zinc ion binding
Source: RefSeq, a predicted model, not a curated record